Messenger RNA from Myxozyma melibiosi, 870 nucleotides. Its product is annotated as kinase-like domain-containing protein. The record is from RefSeq and is a predicted model, not a curated record. Gene Ontology annotation, cellular component: cytoplasm. The transcript has 3 exons. Gene Ontology annotation, biological process: intracellular signal transduction; protein phosphorylation. Lineage: Eukaryota; Fungi; Ascomycota; Lipomycetes; Lipomycetales; Lipomycetaceae. Gene Ontology annotation, molecular function: ATP binding; protein serine/threonine kinase activity. The annotation marks the transcript as partial.
AUGCGGCCCGUAGGCAAAGAGGCCGUCAAGUUUGGUAAUUACAUGCUCGGCACAACCCUCGGCGAAGGAGAGUUCGGCAAGGUCAAACUUGGCUGGAGACGCGACGGCAAGCACCCCUCUGAGGUCGCCGUCAAGCUCAUUAAGAAAGAAAACAUCCCUCCCAUGUCGAAUCGCGAAGCAAAGUUCCAGCGCGAAAUCAUCGUCCUCCGUCACCUCCGUCAUCCCAACCUCGUCCGGCUACAGGAAAUCAUCCAGAACGAAAAAUACAUCGGCAUCGUGCUCGAAUACGCCUCCGGCGGUGAGCUGUUUGAGUACAUCCUGCAAAAUAAAUACCUCAAAGACUCGUCGGCAUGCAGACUCUUUGCCCAGCUCAUCUCCGGCGUCGAUUACCUGCACUCAAAGGGUAUCGUGCACCGUGAUCUCAAGCUCGAGAAUCUGUUGCUCGACAAGCACAAAAACAUCAUCAUCACCGAUUUCGGCUUUGCAAACGUCUUCAACCCCGACGACGUCGUCUCUGGUAUUCCCAACGCCGAUCUCAUGAGCACCAGCUGUGGCUCGCCUUGCUAUGCCGCUCCUGAGCUCGUCGUUAGUGAUUCAAAGUAUUCUGGGAGGAAAGUUGAUGUCUGGAGUUGUGGUGUUAUUUUGUACGCAAUGCUUGCUGGCUACCUCCCCUUCGACGACGACCCGCAAAAUCCCAACGGAUCAAACAUCACCCAACUCUACCACUACAUCACGACCACGCCGCUGACAUUCCCAGACUACGUCAAGCCCAUGCCGCGUGAUCUUCUGCGACGGAUCCUGGUCCCGAACCCAGACAAGCGAGCCGAUCUGCUCGAAGUCCGCGCGCACUCCUGGCUGCUUCCUUACGCC